AUGGAUAUUGAGGUCAAAUAUCAAAACUUUAAGGAGCAGCAUGCACCAUCGUUGCUUGGAUCCACGGUGAGAAACGAGAGCCCUUCAGGCGAGAGGGAGAAUGGGCACGAUAAUGGAGAUGAUGGAGAUGAUAGUGAUAAUGCCGCUUCUGUGAAGCCGUUGCUACAUGAAGUCAAAGACGAUUCAAGGGAAACGGACGAGGAGAAUCAAGAUCCCAAAAAAUAUGGAGAGGAAGACGCUUUGUUGGGCGAUGAUGAAGAUGAUGAUUUGAACAAAUUGUUGAACCAAGAGGGAGCGUUGAAUGAAGAAGCAUUGCAAAUGAAGGCAAAGCUUAGAGAACAUACAGAAAGUGUUAAAAGGAAGAAUCCUAGUGGUUACCAGCGUCGUGCUUCGGAGAGUGAGAAGGUGCGAGAUGACGAUCUCAAUCGUGUGGCUCCAGCAGCUUCCUUCCCUGAUACCACUUUCAAACAUAAGGCUCAUUCAGUUACUGCAGGAGAGGAUGAUGAUGAUGAUGUUGAGGCCGAGAAAAGUAAAGUAGAGUAUUAUAAGCCUCAUGAUAGACCAACACCUAAUCAAAUUGUGGAGAAGGUCAACGAAGGCAACUAUGUUAGUCCAGAAAGAGAGGGUAAUAAUAUCUUUGUCAAGAAUGUGGGCAUCAAUGAAGAAGAUGAUGUGGAUGAUGAGGAGAAUGCCCUUGAUGAGGAAAUUGCUAAAAAGCUUCAUCUGAGUAGCAUUGAUACCAUUGCAGAGGAAGUUCCCGAUGCUACUAUUGAGAAUGAUUCCGGUUAUAUUCCACCUGCUGCUAUGUCAGAAGGUUCGUCAUCACGGUUAUUGAAAGAACAGAGACGCUCUAGGUCAAGAGAAGCAGCAAGAUCUGCUGACCAGACGUCGAGCAAAGGUGAAAAACCUCAUCUUGCACGAGGUGAAUCCUAUCACGGUGGGUUGUCAAAUGACGAUUAUUACAAAAAGGGCUUUCCAUUGGAUGACAUUCCACGGGGUACUGCUGCCGUAGAGAGAAAGCCAAGGCAUGAGCCAGGUACCGUGAAAUACAUGCAUCAGUCUUCGUUGAAUUAUUUGAGAUCGAUUUCCAGUUCGAGGUCCAGAGCUGAUAAUGACAAGAGAGCAAUGGGCUACAAGUUGAUAGAUGAGGGUGAUUUAAAGGAUACUGGCGGAUUAGUCAAUGACAACAAUUUAGCCCAGAUUGUAGAUUUAGAAGAAGCCAUGGACGAUGUUCUUCAGGAAGUUUCUAACACUCAACACAGUUUUGAGUUGAAAGGAUUACAUAAGUUGCCUUCAGAGGGUGCCAAAGUAACUGGUGUGAAUAUUGAUGCUGAGAAAGAUACUGAGGAUGCAACGAGUCCACUGGAAGUCGGUAAAUCUGACAAGUCGGGCAACGAUUUAGAAGAAAAAGAAAAAGGAAGUCAAGACGUCAAGAAUGGGGAUACUAAAGAGGAAUACCUUUCUGUUGAAGCUGAGGAUGAAGCUAAGGAUGAGCCUGAGGGCAAACCUGAAGAUGAACCUAAGGGUGAAGCUAAGGGCGAACCUGAAGAUGAAGCCAAGGGCGAACCUGAAGAUGAAGCCAAGGGCGAACCUGAAGAUGAAGCCAAGGGCGAACCUGAAGAUGAAGCCAAGGGCGAACCUGAAGAUGAAGCCAAGGGCGAACCUGAAGAUGAAGCCAAGGGUGAAGCUAAGGAUGAAGCCAAGGGUGAAGCUAAGGAUGAAGCUAAAGAUAAAGCUAAGAACGAAGCUAAGGAUGAGGCCCAAGGUGAAGCUGAAGACAAAUCUGAGGACGAAGCCAAGAAUGAAGCCAAGAAUGAAGCUAAGGACAAACCUGAGGACGAAGCCAAGGACGAACCUGAGGCCGAAGCCAAGGACGAACCUGAGGCCGAACCUGAGGCCGAACCUGAGGAUAAACCUAAGGGUGAAGCUAAGGAUGAAGCCAAGGACGAAGCCAAGGAUGAACCUAAAGAUGAAUCCCAAGGUGAAGCUGAAGACAAGCCUGAGGAUGAAGCUAAGGACGAAGAGCUUGCAGUAUCAGCAUCUUCUGGACAUACUGAAGCAGCUGAAACCGCUGAAGAUACGGAAGCUUCUCAAGUUUCAGAGGCUGAUGAUACCGAACAGCUUUUUGCGGAAGCAGCUAAAGAGCAGAAAGCGAAUACCCAGAUUUUCAGUAAUGGUGGCGAAGCUCAUGUUUCAAAGGCUGGUAAGAUGGAAUUUGAGGAUGUGCCGGUCUAUGUGUACACUUCUUUAGCAGGUGGCAUGAAGAUAAUGACUCGAACAAAUAGAUUGCAGACUAUACUAGUUGCGAACAAAAUAAAGUUUGAGUUCAAAGACUUGGGAACAGAUUCUGCUGCUAAGAGAGUUUGGAAGACGUAUUCUCAAGGUAAGACUCUUCCUGGUGUAGUCAGAGGCAAAGAUGAUUUUAUUGGAAAUUGGGAGGAUAUUGAAGAUGCUAAUGAGGAUUAUGCAGUUCGUUCAUUGAUUUAUGAAACUUAUUAA
This is a messenger RNA of Brettanomyces nanus, 2499 nucleotides long. RefSeq lists its product as uncharacterized. The transcript has a single exon. Lineage: Eukaryota; Fungi; Ascomycota; Pichiomycetes; Pichiales; Pichiaceae. Bases 1 to 2499 code for a protein of 832 amino acids. The record is from RefSeq and is a predicted model, not a curated record.